GAGUGAGCGUGAGCUUUUUGGCCCCUUUUUCUUUACAUCGCAUCCCUAACAGAUCUCAGCUAUGCUGUGAAUGCUGUGAUGGAAGUCUAUGUGCCAUGAAAGUGCAAGUUGUUCUUGUCCAGUGUCGCCGAUUUCAUCAGUAUGGGGAAGAGAAGGAAGAACAGCGUGCCGGUGAGCCUCGGCUAAAUUAACCGUAGCGGUAAUUGUUCAAUCACACCAACCAAAGAUCCCUGUGUGAUGAGUGCAUGAGGGCGGGUGUCCGGUUACACUGGGGUCCGAGGAAGCGGGUUAUCUGUGUUUUGUAGAGGGCGAUCGGUGGACAUGCCCGCACUGGCGGCUGGAGAACUGACAGCCUCUCAGCGAGCGCGGCGAAGGCCGUCUGAUGAAAGGAGCUUCUUCCUGCGUUCGGUUUCAUGCUCUGCGCUCUGCUUUUAACAUGUCAUGAGUGGAAUCUGUGAAUCUGAACUCUGCCAGACGUCUUUCGCAAAUAGAAAGCAGGAAAUUAUUGAAUUGUGGGUGUAGCACGAACAGAAUGAUUAUUGUUGUUAUUAAGGGAAAUGCAUAUAAACAUUGAUUGUGAAAAUCUGAAAUAGCGAGAAGGUGGCGGUGUAUCUAAAUUACUCAAAUGGCACUUUAAUGCGUUUAAAAAAAAUUGUGCAGUGAAAUAGGUACUGAUACAGUAGAUUCAUCUGAAUUAUAAAGUGGCUUGUUUUUUUGGUUUUUUUUGAAGGGAUGUCUUUACAAUAACAGACUAUAAAUCAGAUUUAAUGGUUCGUGUUAGUUGACCAAAAAAUGUUAGUGAAAUAAGGGUAUUUGAAAUGGGCACUACUCUUCAAAUAUUUGGGCUCAAUGAGAUAAAAAAAAAGUGUCUUAUUGUCACAAAUGCUCCAUUUAAUCAAAAAUAGUAAAACGGUAAUAAGUGUUCUCUAUUUUAAUGUAUUUUAGAAUAUACGUUUUUAAAUGUAAUCAACAGAAUGCAUUUAAAACCUUUUUGACUUUUAUAAAUGAAUGGCACUGUUGUGUCAAGGAAAAUCUUACUGGCACUGAUCUUGUCAUCACAAGUGUAUCUUUCAUGACAUUUUAAAUUAUUCAGAUAUUAAAUAAUAUAAACGCCAAUAAUAGCGUUUACGAUAAUAAGACGCUUUAAAUUGUUCCUAUACAAAUCAUGCAAUAGUGUCCAAAAAUCUACCAUUAAUAAAUUGAUGUAACCUUUUAUAUACAAAAUACAUAUGCAGAUCACUAUUAUCCAAAUAUUUUAAAUCAACCUCAUUUUUUUUUUUUUUUUAUUCGGCCUCGCUUUAUAUUAGGUGGCCGUAAUUACAUUGUACUUACAUUUAAGUUGAUAAUAAUUGCAGAUACAUGUUUUACAUUGUACUAUAUAUAUCAAACCUACCCAUACCACCGAACCUGACCCUAACCUUACACAUAUUCCACCUCACUAGCAGCAGCACUGUUUUGCAGUACAACAUGAACACAAUACAAUAAUACAAAUACUUUGUACUUAAUUUUGGUGUAAGUAGUUAGGGCUACCUAAUAUAAAUUCUGACUUUUCAUUCUUUUAUGUGCUACAUAUCACAAACCAUCAUUGGGUCUAACACCAUCUCAUUUUGCAGAGUACAUUUUCUUUUUAAUUUUCUUUAUAAUUGUGUGUGUGUCUGUGUUAAUUGCAAAUCUUAUUGAAAGCAAACAGAAAAGAAGCUGAUAGUCAGCAUUUUGUAAAGGAUAAGCACUUUCUUUCACUGACGCUUAAAAAAGGGUUUAACAACCUAUAUUUUCUCCCCUAAUCAUACAAAGUAUAUGAUAAACCUCCUUUGAUGUGCCAAAGGAAAUUGCUGCCAUCCAUCUUAACCUCCACAUACAAUGAUAAAUUAGAAAAAAACACCCUGCUGUCAGUAAAAUGUAAGUUCAUUUGUUCAAAUUUGUGCAACAACAACAAAAAAAACCCCUCUUUUGAUAACAGUGAUUUGUGCAUUAAGGGUAGCUGUCAUAAUUGCCUUUUCAAGUGUUAUGACUGCUUAGCGUUUAGCUAAUUUCCUCGGAGAUGCUGUAGUCAAUUUUCACCAUCGUUUGUCUUGCGUCGGACGUGCUUGAUCAGUCUUAAUUGCAGCGGCGAGGUGUCACAUAACACGGGUUCUUUAGUAGAGUUUGUGCUUUUGGUCAGAUUCCCAGGCAGGUUCUCGUAGGCUGGCUCGCGCUGGGGCGGAACGGAGAUGAGUGACAGCAUGGGUGGGGUGUAAGUGAGGAGUGAGUGUGAUGAGCCACUGACACAUCCAUAACCGCUCACCUUUUCAUCAGGCAUGCCCUUGCUGCUCCGCCAGACAGCUGCACUGCUCUAUGUUGUCUUUAACUUUUUUAUAGUUUUUGUUAGAUAGUUCCUGUGGCGGAUAGGCGUGAAUAGGGCCAGCAAUGCCAAACACUGGGGUUUGGAUCACACAUUGAGGAAACAUUGUGUGGAAUUUAUGGUAAAACUAUUUCUUUCAGAAAUUGCUAGUUUGUUUACAAAGAUAUGACAAGCAACAAGUGAGAUUUUCUCGAAAGAAUUUUUGUGUAAAACACAAUAAUCCUUAUAUAAAAUUUUUUAUUUAUCUUUCAAAAUCCAGUUUGUCUGAUUUGCGCGGCUUGGUCUAAAGAUGAGCUAGACCAGUUUUUGUGAGUAUCGGGAACAUUUUUAAUAGCAAUGAAAAAAUGUCUAAUUGACAGCAUUCUUCAAACAUUCAGAAAUAUUUGGAGACAUGAAGCCUGAAUUUAAACCCAUUUUUAUUUUUUUAUUUUUUUAUUACUGCUUUUAAGUUUAGCCAAUUUUUAGGGUUAUAUGUGAACGCUUGGAAAACAUUUUAAUUUAUCAUCGCAUUAGUCAGCGUUGUCUUUAUCGUACAGCUUUCUAUAAUUGUGCUAAUGCCUUAUUUUUUUACAUUCUGUUUUUGCAUAGUAAUGUUGAACCCCACGUGGUUUUUGCUUUUAGCUAAUUUUAUUUUUGAAUGCAUAAUAGUAUAGUUUAAUGUUUUAGUAUUUUAGCAUUUCGUUUAUCAGCUGUCAACCGUAACAUGAAGAGGACGAUCAGUAUUUUGCAUGAAGCAUUGCCUCUUAUGACGAUAUUUGUUCAUGUUUAUGACACUGCUGCCACCAAAUUGCUCUUGAACAUUCAGUUGCAAAACACAAAGAUGUUUUACUCUUAAACGGUUCUAAAACAGAACUAAUAACUGAAGAUGAUCUAUUGCAAAAUUGACAAUACGAAAACCUGAGAGAUGCUUCCUUUCUAUGGCCUGUUUGGACACAUUGAGUUAGACCACAAACCAUUUCUAACUUCAUCCAAAUACGUUUUGGGGCAACUGCCCCAAACUGGCAAUCUUUUAUUGUUAACUCUUUUAAACCGUGAUUAAUUACCCUGAUAAUUUCCGUAAGGGUAGCAGACAUCCACAAGUACCAGCAGGUGACCGCAGAUAAAUGUAAAGAGCCAGAGUGCAGCGCUGCUCAUGUCUCAGCUCUGGGAGGGACGGAGAUGUGCCGCUACCUGCCUGCGCACACCUGUCGGCUCCGUGUUCCUCAACAGCUCCUUCGCUUAGAUCAUCUCCUCUUCCUCCACGCAUGAGUUGUGCCUGGCUAGCGUGGAAAAAAUGUGGACCGGCUCUCGCCUCCCUUUUCCCUUGCGCUUUGAAGUGUAAAGUGUGAUUGCUUUUGGAUCGCAGCCGCUCUCCUUGAAGGUUUUGACAUGAAAAGCGGCCUGGGCUCUCAGGUUUAUCCCAUUGCCAGUGAUCCAAGACUAAAGCAAUCAGCUCACCGCCUGAGAGAUACAAUUACCAGAAAGAUACUAAAGAUGACUGAAAUGCGUGUAGCUUUUGCUGAGAACUGCACGAUUUUUGUUUGAGUAGGAAAGAUUACAUUUUGGUUGGCGUAAUGACCAUUGACCAGAAGCCUGAAUAGUAUUUGUAAGUGAUGUUAUACUGAAAGGUAAUGGAGAGGAUCCUGAUGGUGACUCAAAUAAUGGAUCUUGAUUUUCACUUGCACUUGUAAGAGUGCGACAACUGUUUUGUCUGAAAAUUAAGGCAUUUUCCCAUGACUCAUGGACAGUCAUCCAUCAUGUUUAGUGUUUCAGGUGUUGUGUGUUCUUAAGUGUCACUCCAGCGUGUAUUAAUGUUAUUAUGCAUUGUUCCAAGAACCUGUGCUGGCAUAUCCUCGGGAGAAUUUGAUCGCUUCAGAGCUGAUAUCAGAGACUCUGGAAUGACUUGAGGAUGUUUUAUUAUUAUUAUUAUUUUAUUUUAAUACACAUGUAUUUAUGUGUGUGUAGACAUGAGUAUUGUGCAUACAUGAAUAAAUGUUUAGUUUCUCAAAAUACACUCAAAAAAAUGCGAAAUGUUAUUACAAUUUAAACUUUUAUAUGUUAGAAUGUAAUUUAUUCCUGUGAUGGCAAAGCUAAAUUUUCUGCAUCAUUACUCUAGUUUUUAGUGUCACAUGAUCCUUCACAAUUAUUCUAAUAGGCUGAUUUAUUGCUAAAAAAAAACCCCAAAAAACUUUUUUUCUUAUUUGAAUGCAGGUGAACUGCCGUACUGUGUUUCUUUUGAGCAGAAAGCACAGAAUUAAUUUGAAAUAUAAAUAUUGUGUAACAUAAUAAAUUACAUUUUAAAUCAAUUUAACGCAUCCUUACCUAAUAAGAAAAAAAAGCAAUAUGUACAUAUGAAUUAUUAGUGAAUUAUUAACUUAAGUGUAAUCAUUUUUUUGCAAUAUACAAUUCUACUAACAAGGUUGCCACCUUCAAAGUAAAAUCUGGGUCCUGAAGGAAAAGCAGUUUAGUUCAAAACUUCAUUUUAGGGAUAAUUUACAUGGCUAAUUUCAUUUGUUUUCUUUAGUGAGUUACCUUUCUUUCUUUGCAGUGAACAGCCACGUAUUAAAUGCAAGAAUCAUUUCCUGCUUCUGCAGAGGCAAUUAACCCCUCAAAAUGAUGAUCCCACAUCAGAAACAUCUCAAUCAAGAGAACUUAUUCCACACUAAGAACAUUGGAAGUGGGAAAUUGCAUCGUGAAUUAAGCCUAUCAAAUAGUAUUCUCUGUUUAUUGUUUGAUGAUGUCUGUUUGCCGUUCUAUAUGUCAUUGAUUUACUUUAAUUAGGACCCUGUACUAAAACCACUGAUAUUAGCAACUUCAAGCCCAGUGGAAUUCUUACACUCUUGUCUUGAUUCCUCUCUCUGAUUCAAAGAAAAUUCACUCUCGUAUGUCUUCACUGAAGCCCAGAAGCACUUUGAGCUCUUGUUGAUGCUGUAAGUUGUUGUUAAGCCCCUGUGUAUUCAAAUGACGGCGCACAGCCUUUAGAGAUCAAUAUAGGCCUGCAAGAACUGCUGCCAUUGUUGCCCUAAAGCCUCCUUCAGUUAACCGGAAAAGGCUCUGAAAUCUCUCUUUUUUUUUUAUCUUUACGUACACUUUUUAUACAGGGCUAGAUCUGGGCUGAAAAUUGGAAAGUUGUAGGUUCAAGCCUGUGUUGGCUGAUUCACAAACUUACCCCAUUUGCCCUUAAGAACGCAACCCCAAGCUUCGGAUAAAAGUGUCAUUUCUAUAUCUCCAGAUGUAUUUGAGCCCUGCCAGGUUGUUGGUUGAAAUCGUACACAAGCAUACUCUAAUAAUCACCAUUAUGAGUAUGAGAGUAUGAGAGUAUGAGGAAGGCAGGUAGGACUUAGAUCCCUCAAUGUUUUGACAGCUGCUUGAAGAGUUUUUGUCCUUCACUGCUGUUGUGGCCUUAAAGUCAGUGACUCACUCAGCCAAGAUCGGCCCAGCUGUGUACCGUGGAUGUCUGGAUCUGAUCAAAGUUAGCGCAGGAUUAGCGGUUAGCGCUGAUGCUGGUGACAGCUCUCGAGUCUCUCUGCAGUUUGAUCUGAUUAGUGGAUAGAGGGAGGAUGAAGAUGAUUGUGAGGUGAAAUGUUCCUGGGAAUUAAUUCCCACACCUGUGUUUUGUUCUCAGAGGGGUCAUGACAACUCUUCGCUUAUCCGUCAACAACAGGGAUGCAGAUGUUCGGCGCAUGAUGCUGUCUGCUUUCAAUGUGAAUGUUUCAAACAGGAAGAAAUUCUGUUAUUUCAAGUUAUCAAUCAUCUUCUAGCCUCUUUUCUGUGUUGUUUGGUUACGUCCAGGGAUUCGCCCAAAUAUGACAAUUCUCAUCCUCAUUGUUCUUCUGUAGGACAUUGCAGAUUAUUAUAAUGUGAUUUUUAUUAAAUAUUACUGAUCAUUCUAGAGCUUUCAAGAUUCCAAAUAGACACUGAAGUACUAGAAAAGUGUCAUAAAAGAAGCCCAUUUGACUUGUCCACCGAAUUUUGAGUCUUGUUAAGUAGUGAUUGCUGUGUGCUAUGAACAGAUCAACAAUUUAGCAAUAUUUCACUGAUGAUUUUCAACUGAUAUAGUACAAACUGUAUCAUUGUGUCAGUGAGUUGAGCUUAAAGGGAUAAUUUAACCAAAAAAAAUAAAAUCACCCCACGAUUUACUCGUCCUUAAGCCAUCCUAAUGACUUUCCUCUUUCAAAUGAAUGAAUUGUUAAACCCCGCCCCCUUUAGUUGCUCAAUCUGACAAACAAAUGCUGCUAACUGUCUUUCAUUGACAGCUGUCAGCUUGAAAACCUUGUCCCAAGAUGUCUUUUGUUAACCUACAUUGUACUUGACAUGAGAACAGUUCAUUUUGUGUAUUUGUACAUUAAAAUGGACGUUAUCUAGUUUUAGUCAGAGAGAUGUCUUGCUGAAGCACAAAACGGCAUUAACAUUUUGCUUAAGCAGUUAAAUACUGUAUCUUAAUGAUAGCAACCAGAAACAAUGUCUUCAUUGGGAUCAGGGUUUAAUGCUCUGUUUACAUUUCUCUCUGUUUUUUCUGGGUUUAGGAAUUGGAAUAAAAUAAAUUCCUUCACCUGUCCUCCUGUGAUACCUGGAAUCAGUGUUACAAAUAACCCACGUACAUUGUUUUUCCAUUGUUGUAGCACGAACACCGUCAAACCGAUGAAAGGUUUGGAUUUUCCAGGGUUUCUCUAUGGCGCUGAAACCCAGUGUUACGGUUUGCGUACAACUGAUGCUCGGGGUUCAGCGUUCAUGUGAGAGGGGUGUUCCAGCGGAAGACCGAAGAUGUCGGCGAGGUGUAAGUGCUGAGGAGAAGAAAUGAAUUCAGGAGUACAGCAGAGAGAGCCGAACAGCACAGUGGUCGUGAAUUAGAAGUACAAAAUCAGGACUUAUAAAGAAAAAUGAGGAGACUUGUUUUCCUUUGCUAAACAACGUGAAUAUGUGUACGACAAGAUUACGGUUUACAAGGUUUUAAAUGUGGACAUUUUUCUUACUAAAAAUGCAUCUAUACACUUCAGAAGGCCCUGAUUUACAGUUUGCCGAGGUCAAUGCUAGUUUGCAAAAGUCAGAGAAGAUUUUGGGUAAUCGGAGUUAACAAAUUUCACAGAAAAGUGUGUAAUGUAUGAUGGGCAGAACAUUUUUAUCCUCAAGCUAUGAAUGCAUCAAGUCAGAGGGCAUCAAGCAUCUUUGAUAUUUUGAGCCUAUUUAAGAACUAUUUUUAGAACUUUUUUGUCACGUGAUUCUUUGGGAGUUCAAAACAGGUGAAAGCCUGGUAGUGUGAGAUCCUCAUUCAUUGGUUUUUCAAUCUGUAACCAUGAACCAAAUUCAUGAUUCAUUCAUGACAUCUCUAUUUUUCACUAAAGUCAUAUGAACCACUUUCAUAAUGCUUCAUCAAUUUUGCAACUUGACACCCUUGAUUCUCAUAUUAUACAGAAAAGUAGAUUUUCUUGAUAAAUUUUCUUUUUGUGCUCCGCAGAAUCAUGGAAAAACACACGUAAAUUACAGAAUCAAUUCUGAGUCAAUUAUUUAUUUACCAAUGCUCUAGUAUCUGCAUGAUUUCUCACUCAGAGUUUCCUCAGCCAGUUUGGCGUGAAUACUGCGGCAUUCCUCUCUUAAGUACAAUUUGGUCUUAGUUGGGAAAGUGAUCUGUUUUCAAAGACCAGAGAUCCAUGACCCAAAACCAUUGUUAGUGAACUCUGUCCUAAGCUCGGGACCGAACAAUACACCUUGUUUGGACAGGUGAUCUUAUUCCUAAUGUGAAGAAGGCUUUGAGUGAGAUAACAGGCUUAGACGUCUUUUAGAACAAAGGCGAGGGGUUUUAAUCUGACAGAAGCAGAAUUCCCAGUUGAUGCCACACAUUCUCCGUUUCAGACGCUUUCUCCAAAGAGAAGCAUGAUGAUUAUAAAAACUCAUCAAAGCCUUUCCUGAAGGAUUUUUUUUUUCCAUUUAGUCAUGUUGUAUCGCAAAUGGAUGUCAUACAAACACCCAAAUGCUGCAAAUGGGCUUGUAAAUGAAUGUCAAUUAUGUGGGCCAAUUAGUGUGAUGUGUUUACUGUGUAAACAGAGGCUGUUUGUUUGCGCUCUCUGCAGGUUUCCACUAAAGCUCUGUUUGCAUUGGGUUUUCUUACUGAAUGCUUCUCGGCUGUAAACCUUUUGAUUCUCCCUUAAUGAUUUAAUAUCCAUCUGUUACACCGCCGUGUUUUAAGAUCUAACCCUUGUACGCCGACAGCGACAAACUGGUCUCUCUGGCGGUGGUACGUGUCUUUGAAAGCGUUUGCAGCUCAGGAGCGCGGCUUUUCCCCCGUUUUCUCGCCACACUCCAAUUCCGAAUGUCUGCUUUGUCAUAUUAAUAAGUGAACGCAGAAGCUGAAGAGUGCCUGAACUUGUCUGUGGAAUACUUCAGAAUGACAGGCCUGUCCACAUACAGUACUCCUCCCCGAGUAGAAAGUGGUAGGAUAUUACUCAUUUGCUCUUUCAGAGUAGCCGAGCUGUGGAUUAGGAGGCAUUAGGUGUCACCGUUGGACGUCUGCUGAAGAGUGAUGCUGUAAGAAGCCUCUCUUAAAUGAAGCAUGGAAUCAACGGUCCCCUAUGAUUGGGUGAUUUGCUUCAAACCCGGCCCUGUUUUACUGGGAUUAGUGGUCAUAGGAGCUCGCUGAACUUGGGUCAUGUUUGGCACUGGGCAUUUGGUGUCUCCUCUGUCUUCUGCAGUCUUCCACUCUUCGGCUGCGCACUUCUUCCCGGCGUUUCCCAGCAGGUUGACCUCACCGCAGAUCUUCAUCCCCGGGCCUCUGCUCAGCUACGAGCUCCUGCGCAGUUACCUGCAGCCAGAGCCCUGCAAACAGGCCUUGCUUUUGGCCGCUCAGUCCUCGGGACAACAUGCUGAGAACAUCGAUGAACCCCGGCCAGUGAAGCAGCGGCGAGCUCGGGCCAACUACAGCAGCUGGCAGCUGGAGGAGCUGGAGAAGGCCUUCGAGAGCACCCACUACCCUGACGUCUUCAUGAGAGAAGCCCUGGCCCUCAGACUGGACCUGAUAGAGGCCAGAGUGCAGGUGUGGUUCCAAAACCGCAGGGCUAAAAUGCGCAGGCAGAUGAAGCUCCAGAGCCAGGCGGGAGAGCAGUGCGUCAGGCGCGACAGUGACGAUAGACAGGUCGAUUCAUCCAGCAGAAGCACAGCUCCAGAGCUCCACAGCAACAGCAGCCCAGGCUGGGACAGCAAACACCAGAAAGGGAGCCCCACUUGGUCGAAACCGUCCUCAUCAGCUAUCCACAGCCCUGUAAGCGACAUGCUUCAGCUGCCAAGAGAUCAGGAGGGGUCAGAGGAGCCCAGUACAGAGGACUUCCGCUGCUGUAGCAUUGCCAAUCUGAGGGCGAAGGCCAGGGACUAUGAGGCAGAGAUCCACAGCACGGUGGCCAAGGCCAGCAGAGAGAGGCAGAUGAAAACUCAGGUAUCUGCCACAGGCCUGCACAGAGACUGAAACUGAUGCAGCCAUUAUACAGUACCUCAGAAUCACACAGGACAUAUUAGAAAUAACAUUACAUUUUCUAUUUAUUAUUAUGAACAAUCACCCAAGUGAUGAGGUUAAGCAAUGGGACCGAGAGCAGCAAAACACACUCCAAAUAGUUUUUAUUUCUUCGAUUGUCACAAUGUCGUGUAUUAUCUGUGAAACCAAUGGACCCUUUUCAAAUUUCUCAGAAACAGAAGUCAGUGUAGUUGGGUAGACUUCUAUAGAGGACGAACAGAAAUUACAACAAAGUGUUUUUUUAUGGCUUUAACAUACAAAGCGGAAAAAACAUUGAUUUCGUCAGUAAAAAGAGAGAAAUAUGUCAUAUUUGCAGUUUUGUUGAAAACACUCAGAAGUGUUAAUUUUGCAAGCAAUUUUUUACCUACAGUGUAACAAAGUGUUUUAAAAAUCCAAAUAUAAAAGAUAUCUGCGGAAACACAUCAUCUCAGUAUUUAAGAAGGGUCCAUACUUUUUGUAUUAUAAAAACAAAUGUGAAGUUAUAUGUAAUCUACUCUUUUAUUAUUAUUUGUUCUUUGAUAAGAUUGGUUGCUUGCUUCAGUGGACAUUUAGUUUUUUCAAAUGUGGUUGGACUGACAGCUAGUGAACGAGAGGAGCUCGAGAGGAAGCUCACAGUGAUCUCAUCGAUGGCCAGCUCCUCUAUCAGCUAUCCUGUUACCCUGCGUGAAAACACAGGAUGUCUGCAAGCUGCCACAAGCCCUCCACAAACACAAUAGGGACAGACGGCUGAAAAAUGACUCGCCUUUUCUGACAAAAUGUGCUUUUUAAAGAUUGUCACACACUUUAAAUAUGUCAUUUUCCUACGCAAUAGAUGCUAUUUGUGCUGAACGUUUGUUCAUAUACUGUAAUUAUUGCAUGCUUUUGGAAAUCACUUUUUUAAUGUCUUGUUUCACGCUUAACGUUUGUUGUUUUUCAAGAAAACGUGCUACCUAAAGGGAUCGUUCGACCAUAAAACUAAUAUUCUGUCAUCAUUUAUCCUCAUGCAGUUCCUAACCUGAAUGACUGACUUCUUUUUUUUUCAGUGGAACGCAGAAGAAGGUAUUUUUGAAUGGUGCUCGUAGCCAAACAGGGUUUGGGUCCCUUUGACUUCCAUAGUAUGGACCUGAAACUGAGUAAAUAAAGCCGAAUUUGCAUUCUUGAGUGGACUAUCCACUUCAGAUUAUCCUAAAAUGUUUGUUUAGAACGGCAACCCUUCAGAAAUUGUGAAAUGCAGGACAACUUGUAUGACAACUUUUGUGUGACCAAAGCUAGUGUUGAAGAGCCUAGAACUGCAUUAUCCUUAGGUCUUUAGUUCUCUGAGCCAGUAUGGAGUAAGAGUGCCCUCCUCUGGGCAACAGGGUCCUCUUGAGUUUAAAGGGCAGCACGUCUUAAGCAGGUGAACAGUCUAUGAGAAUUUCAUGCAUGUGAAAUCUUGAAGAGGAUUUGAUGUGUAACUUGUAGCUCAGAUCGUCACAUCUUCAUCAUGCUCGGGUUUCCGUCUUUCUGAAGUUUGGUGUCAAGCUAUAAAUAGUCCCAUUGAUUGUGCACCCAUCCACAACUUGAGUUACCUAAGUCAAACUUAAAACCAUGAGAGGAGGUGGAUCAUCUGAAAUUACACUGAAAGCUAUCUCUCUGCCUUAGGACAGCUGAAAGCUGAUGGUAUUUCUGUCUACAUUUGGAUUAUAUGCAUUCAGGACUUUAAUUGUAAAUGAAAUAAGCUGUAAUGCUAAUUGCAGAUAUUAUGUUUAUUAAAUAAAGUUUAGACCG
Molecule: messenger RNA, 11564 nt
Organism: Puntigrus tetrazona (Sumatra barb)
Lineage: Eukaryota; Metazoa; Chordata; Actinopteri; Cypriniformes; Cyprinidae
Product: paired mesoderm homeobox protein 2
Exons: 4
Coding region: 8964-9773 (269 amino acids)
Biological process (GO): regulation of transcription by RNA polymerase II
Molecular function (GO): RNA polymerase II transcription regulatory region sequence-specific DNA binding; DNA-binding transcription factor activity, RNA polymerase II-specific
Source: RefSeq, a predicted model, not a curated record